AUGGAACUGCACUCCUUGCUCAUAGUAAAUGGCCACUCAACCCAACUCAAUUCGCAAACCAAACUUGUUAGUUUAUAUGGUUCGCUUGGGGACACGAAAACCGCCCGCCUGGUGUUCGAUCAAAUGUCAAACCCAGAUAUGUUCUCAUGUAAAGUAAUGAUCAGAUGGUAUUUCCUAAACGAUCUACACCUUGAAACUAUCAUGUUCUACAGGUGUAUGACGAAAUGCCUCAAAGAACAUGACAAUGCUGUCUUUUCGAUUGUAGUCAAGGCAUGUACAAAGCUGCGAGAUAUUAAUGAAGGAAAAAAAGUUCAUUGUCAUAUUGUGAAAGCAGGAAACCCUGAUGGUUUUGUUUUGACUAGUCUUGUAGAUAUGUACGCCAAAUGUGGUCAAAUUAACUGUUCAAGAAGAGUUUUUGAUGAUAUUAUUGAUAAAGAUGUUGUUUCUUGGACUUCUAUGAUAGUUUCUUAUGUGCAAAAUGGUUGCCCUGAAGAAGCUUUCAUGGUGUUCAAUAGAAUGAGAAGUGAUUUAAUUCAAGGCAAUCAACAUACAUUUGGUAGCAUCAUUUCGGCUUGUACAAAGUUAAGAGCUUUACAUCAAGGAAAAUGGGUUCAUGGGUAUGCUAUAAAGAGUGGAAUUGGUCUCAAUUCACAUAUGGUAAGUUCUCUUGUAGACAUGUAUGUGAAAUGUGGUGCAAUUCUUGAUGCUCGAUCUUUAUUGAACGAGCAUCAAGAAGCCAUGACUGGCUGUCCAAGUGUCGAUCUUGUCACUUGGACAUCUAUGAUUGUUGGGUACACGCAAAACGGUUACCCGAAUGAAGCAAUUGCAUUGUUUACAGACAAAAAUUGGAUUGAUAUUUUACCAAAUUCGGUCACAAUUGCAAGUGUGAUUUCUGCGUGUUCACAAUUGGGUGAUUCGAAAUUAGGUAAAGUGAUACAUUCUUUAGGGGUUAAGUUAGGGUUAGAAGAUGGUAAUGUGAGAAAUGCUCUUGUGGACAUGUAUGCAAAAUGUGAGAUGAUUAAAGAAGCUCGUUAUUUAUUCGAUACUAUUUCAAACAAAGAUUUAGUGUCAUGGAAUUCGAUUAUAAACGGGUAUGCCAAAAUUGGUUGUACUUAUGAAGUUACAAGAUUAUUUAAUCAAAUGAGAUACGAAGGUUUUCAUCCAGAUGAAAUUACUAUGGUGUCACUACUUUCUUGUUUUGAUCUUCAUCUUGGUUCUUCUCUUCACGCUUACUCCAUUAAAGGGUUCCUUUCCUUUGACAAUGUUUAUAUUGGGACAUCACUUGUCAACUUCUAUGCCAAAUUCGGAAAACUAAAAACCGCAUGCCACGUGUUUGAUAAAAUGCCUCAGAGAAAUACAGUUUCAUGGAAUGCUUUGAUUAAUGGGCAUGGGAUACAAGGCGAUUGUAGUGGCUCCAUGGAACUUUUCAAUGACAUGUUGAAGGAAAACUUGGAUCCAACUGAUGCAACAUUUACAUCGAUUCUGUCAGCUUGUAGUCACACUGGAAUGAUUGAAGGAUUGAAGUUUUUCGAUUUGAUUACAAAAGAAUUCGAAUUUGUUCCAAAAAUGAAGCACUAUGGGUGUUUGGUGGACUUGUUGGCUCGUUAUGGAAACCUUGAAGAAGCAUUUAACUUCAUCAAGAAAAUGCCUGUUAGACCUGAUGUCACCUUGUUGGGAUCAUUUCUCCAUGGAUGUAGUAUGCACUCGAGGUUUGACCUUGGUGAAGCUAUGGAAGAUGGAAUCAAGUUUUAA
Lactuca sativa (garden lettuce) is the source of this 1752-nucleotide messenger RNA. RefSeq names its product Pentatricopeptide repeat (PPR) superfamily protein. NCBI's taxonomy places the organism in Eukaryota, Viridiplantae, Streptophyta, Magnoliopsida, Asterales, Asteraceae. Gene Ontology annotation, molecular function: protein binding; RNA binding. Gene Ontology annotation, biological process: RNA modification. The record is from RefSeq and is a predicted model, not a curated record.